Fusarium poae is the source of this 3912-nucleotide messenger RNA. RefSeq lists its product as uncharacterized. The coding region runs from base 1 to 3912 and encodes 1303 amino acids. The record is from RefSeq and is a predicted model, not a curated record. Gene Ontology annotation, biological process: nucleoside metabolic process; negative regulation of transcription by RNA polymerase II. Gene Ontology annotation, molecular function: catalytic activity; protein binding. Lineage: Eukaryota; Fungi; Ascomycota; Sordariomycetes; Hypocreales; Nectriaceae. Gene Ontology annotation, cellular component: transcription repressor complex; nucleus. The transcript is spliced from 3 exons.
AUGAAUGGGAGACGACCUUGGCACGAAGGCCAUGCUACGGCAAGCUCCUCUCACCCUCCGAAGCGACGCAAGACCGCACAUGACGACCCAGAAGAUGGGGUUUACGACUCGCGAAACGGGUCGCCCGCCUCGAACAACCAGUAUACAAUCGCUUGGAUCUGUGCGCUGCCCAUAGAGAUGGCCGCAGCUCGCGCCAUGCUAGAUGACAUCCACGAAGACCUGCCCAGACACACAAACGACACGAAUACCUACACGCUCGGCGGCAUACAGGGCCACAACAUCGUCAUUGCGUGUUUGCCGAUAGGCCAGUACGGAACGAACAACGCGGCGAGCGUGCUGACCCACCUCAUCCGUACCUUCCCAUCGAUCCGCCUUGGUUUGAUGGUGGGAAUCGGAGGCGGGGUGCCGGGCAAGGUCGACAUGCGUUUGGGCGACGUCGUUGUCGGGACGAGGGUGGUGCAGUACGAUCUAGGGAAGACUAUCGGAGACGGACAGAUCCAACGCACUGCGAUCCCGAAGAGCCCGCAUCACCUGCUUGGCACGGCCGUGUCGUCCCUACAAGCAAGGCAUGAACGAGACAGCAGCCGAAUCCUACUCAUAUUAGAGGAAAAGUUCGACGAAGACUCCCCGUACCGCCGCCCGACUACAGCGGACCGCCUCUUCUCCUCGACGUAUGAGCAUACCUCGCCAUCACCUAGUUGCGAUGGAUGCGACCGUUCGAAGCUGGUACCACGAAACAGGCGGAGCACGGAUAACCCGGUGAUUCACUAUGGAACGAUCGCUUCAGGGAACCAAGUCAUGAGGAACGGCAUCCAACGAGACAACAUCGCUCGACAGCUGGACGCCAUCUGUUUUGAGAUGGAGGCUGCCGGUCUGAUGGAUAUCCUCCCUUGCCUACCGAUUCGGGGAAUCUGCGACUACUCGGACUCUCACAAGAACAAGGAAUGGCAGAGAUAUGCCGCGGCUGCCGCGGCUGCAUACACAAGGGAACUAGUGGCGGUGCUACCCGUCGUCGACGUUCCCAACCCUUAUAAACUAAGUUCAGUGCAAGAUGAUGGGGACAAGCAAUGCAUGAAAGACUUGCGCGAGACUGACCCUCGCGACGACAAGACACGCAUCCAAGAUACAAAGGGCGGCCUGCUCAGGGACUCUUACCGCUGGAUCCUCGAUAACGACGACUUCCAGCAAUGGCGUGAUAAUCCGCAGAGCCAGUUGCUCUGGAUCAAAGGUGACCCCGGUAAGGGCAAGACGAUGCUGCUAUGUGGUAUCAUCGACGAGCUGGAGAAGGAACCCGGCAAUCGCCUGUCUUAUUUCUUCUGCCAGGCCACCGAGGCACGACUGAGUAAUGCGACGGCCGUGCUGCGCGGUCUGAUCUACCUUCUAGUCGUCCAACAGCCGUCGCUCAUCUCGCAUGUUCGGAAGAAACACGACCAUGCGGGCAAGCAGCUUUUCGAGGACGGGAAUGCCUGGGAAGCCUUAUCCAAGAUCCUCACGGCCAUGCUUAAUGACCCGGGCGUGGAUGGUGCGAUCCUGAUUGUUGAUGCCCUCGAUGAAUGCAAGACAAAUCGCCAUCAGCUUCUCGACUUCAUCACUAAACCUUCCCGCGUCAAGUGGAUCGUCUCUAGCCGUAACUGGCCGGACAUUGAGGAGAAACUGGACAAUUUGGAGCAGAAAGUCAGGCUGCGCCUUGAGUUGAACAAGGACUCAAUCUCCAAAGCUGUCAAUAACUACAUCGGAUACAAGGUGAACCGACUGGCAGGUCUUAAGAAAUACGACAAGGAAACAGGAGACGCUGUUCAACGUCACUUGGUUGGCAAUGCCGAUGGCACCUUUCUUUGGGUCGCUUUGGUCUGUCAAGAGCUAGCAGAUCCCAAGGUCCGAAAACGCCAUACGCUCGACACAUUGAAGUCAUUCCCCCCAGGUCUUGAUCCUCUCUAUAAGCGAAUGGUGGAACAUAUGAGCGAUUCGAAAGAUGCAGAUCGUUGCAAAGAGAUCCUCGCUCUUGCUUCGGUCGUAUACCGACCCAUCACCCUAGACGAGUUAAAGGCUCUUGCCCAGUCGCUCGAAGAUCUCGACCAGGAUGAGUUGGAAGAAAUCAUCGAUUCCUGUGGUUCUUUUCUGACUCUUCGAAACGGCGUCAUCUACUUUGUGCAUCAAUCAGCCAAAGAUUUCCUGCUCAAGAACGCGUCAAAACAAAUCCUACCUUCUGGCAUUGCGCACCAGCACUAUGCCCUCUUCUCGAGGUCGCUAGGGGUCCUGUCGGAAACUCUUCGACGAAACAUCUACAGUCUCAACACGCCAGGAUUCUCCAUUGAUCAGGUCUCACCGACUAAUCCCGACCCAUUAUCCCCAAUUCGAUAUUCAUGCGUCUACUGGGUUGACCAUCUUCACGACUCAGAUGUCGCAGAAGUCAACGACAUUCUACGGGAUAACGGCAACGUCCAUGUAUUCAUCCAGAAGAAGUACUUGUAUUGGCUGGAAUGUCUUGGUCUGCUACGAAGCAUAUCGGAGGGAACCAAGGCGGUACACAAGCUCGAGGCUUUAGUGAAAAUCGCGGGAGCGCAGAAACUGACAGAACUACUUCGAGAUGCGCGCCGAUUCAUUCUUUCUCAUGCUCGCGCCAUCGAGAUUGCUCCAUUGCAGGCUUAUGCGUCCGCACUCGUGUUCAGUCCUGAACACAGUCUCACCAGAGAGCUCUUUAAGAAGGAGGAGCCGGAUUGGAUGGUAUUGAAGCCAAGAAUGGAGGCAGAUUGGAACGCUUACGAGAAGACGCUUGAGGGCCAUGGCGAUUCGGUGACGUCGGUGGUGUUCUCGGCAGAUGGCCAGCGUCUUGCAUCUGGCUCAGAUGAUAAGACAGUCAAGAUCUGGGACGCGGCCACGGGCGUAUGCGAGCAGACCCUCGAGGGCCAUGGCGAUUGGGUGAGGUCGGUGGUGUUCUCGGCAGAUGGCCAGCGUCUUGCAUCUGGCUCAGGUGAUAACACAUCCGUGACGUCGGUGGUGUUCUCGGCAGAUGGCCAGCGUCUUGCAUCUGGCUCAGGUGAUAACACAGUCAAGAUCUGGGACGCGGCCACGGGCGCAUGCGAGCAGACUCUCGAGGGCCAUGGCGAUUGGGUGAGGUCGGUGGUGUUCUCGGCAGAUGGCCAGCGUCUUGCAUCUGGCUCAGGUGAUAACACAGUCAAGAUCUGGGACGCGGCCACGGGCACAUGUGAGCAGACGCUCGAGGGCCAUGGCUAUUGGGUGAGGUCGGUGGUGUUCUCGGCAGAUGGCCAGCGUCUUGCAUCUGGCUCAGGUGAUAACACAGUCAAGAUCUGGGACGCGGCCACGGGCGUAUGCGAGCAGACGCUCGAGGGCCAUGGCGAUUCGGUGAUGUCGGUGGUGUUCUCGGCAGAUGGCCAGCGUCUUGCAUCUGGCUCAGGUGAUAACACAGUCAAGAUCUGGGACGCGGCCACGGGCGCAUGCGAGCAGACUCUCGAGGGCCAUGGCGAUUGGGUGAGCUCGGUGGUGUUCUCAGCAGAUGGCCAGCGUCUUGCAUCUGGCUCAGAUGAUAACACAGUCAAGAUCUGGGACGCAGCCACGGGCGCGUGCCUGCAGACGCUUAGCGUUAGCAGAGUGUUAUAUCACCUUUCAUUUGAUCCAAGGACAAAUUCUCUCCUCUAUACCGACAUUGGACUCCUAAACCUAUAUCACCCGGCUCUACCGCCUGCCGUUGAUGAUAGGUCGACUGAAAUAACCUUACGGGGUGUUCGCCAUUCUGGCUGGGGCAUAAGCACCAGCGGUGCAUGGAUUGUUCAAGAUGGAAAGGAGAUGCUUUGGCUACCUCCGGACUAUCGAGGGGUGGAAACCGCUGUUGCUGGAUCAACUGUCGCUAUCGGCUGUCGAUCAGGUCGUGUGCUAGUGAUGAAGUUCUCUUAA